AUGGGAGCUGCCCUGGCUUCCGCCUGCGCGCGUGUCGAACAGCCGCAAGCCACUGGCGACCAGACAGAAGAUCUGCAAGCCUUCGACCGCGCCUUGCUCGCGCAGGUGAAAAAAGGCAAAUUGGAGGACAAUUAUGAGAUGUUGGAAGAGCUGGGCAGUGGCAGCUUCGGCGUCGUUAGCAGAGCAAGGGACAUACGAAGGAAAUGCGUGUCUAUGGCAACGUACGUUGCCGUAAAGACGAUUCCCAAGAAGAAAAUCUCCGAUCCUAAAACCGUCAAAGACGAGUUCAAUGUCCUUCGCCAGCUGGACCAUGCACAUAUUUGCAAAGCAUAUGAGUGUUACGAAGAUCGUCGCCACAUCUAUUUGGUCAUGGAUAUAUGCGCUGGAGGAACAUUACUGGAAAGCCUGUGUGUCCAACAGCGUUUCCCUGAAGCGGACGCCGCAAAGAUCAUGCGUCAGACACUGUCUGCUUUGUCUUACUUGCACCAAGCAAAUUUCAUUUUUCGAGACCUGAAAACAGAAAACAUCAUGUUCGCAAAGCCUGUCCAAGAAGGGGAAGUUGGCAACAUCAAACUGAUCGAUUUCGGCUUGUGUUGCCCCUUUCGACCUGGAGCAAAAAUCACUCGCGCGGCUGGAACCCCGUACAGCGUCGCUCCUGAGUUGGUAACUGCUCCUGUACAGUAUGACCAGCGGUGCGACUCUUGGAGUGCUGGUGUAGUCAUGUUCAUCAUCUUGUCUGGACAGUAUCCUUUCCAUGGGAAGACAAAGGAUGAGCUUCUGCACAAGAUUCGGAAGGAGCCUGUGAGCUUCAAAAGCGCGAGAUGGAAGAAGAUCUCCAAAGAGGGUAAGUCCAUCUUGGUGGAAUUACUGCGCAAGAAGCCUGAGAACAGAUGCUCCGUUGCAGAUGCCCUUCGACAUGAGUGGCUCAAAGUCCAGGUACAAUUGCCCAGCGCGCCCAUCAUGCAAGGCAUUGUCGACACCAUGAUCCAGUUUCAGUCGCUGAACCUAAUGCAGAAAGCCGCCCUAACUGCCCUUGCAUGGCGUGCCUCCGAUGAGGACACGCAGCACUUGAGGCAGGUCUUUGAAAGUUUGGACAAAGACGGAAAUGGGCACAUGACCAUGGGAGAGCUGCGUGGUGCAUUUGCGGAGGUCGGCGUGACCUUACCCGGCGGACUGAGCUUGUGUGGAGUUGGAACUGACGGCAACGACACCAUAGAAUACACGGAGUUCUUGGCCGCGGCACUGGACAAGAAGAAAGUGUUGAAGGAAGACGUGGUGUGGGAGGCGUUCAAGAUAUUCGAUGCUGAUGGGAGCGGCACAGUCACGAAAGCGGAGCUGUGCAAACUGCUUACCUCCGGUCGCAACAGCGACAAGAGCAAGCAGGAGAAAGAGUCCAAGGCAAUCGAUGCUCGCCAACACUCAGAGCCUCUUAAGGGGUUGGGUGAGGUGGGGAUACUGGGACAUCUUAGGGCUUCGGGUUUCUGA
Messenger RNA from Symbiodinium pilosum, 1485 nucleotides. The record is from the annotation of a GenBank genome assembly. NCBI's taxonomy places the organism in Eukaryota, Dinophyceae, Suessiales, Symbiodiniaceae.